Molecule: messenger RNA, 1663 nt
Organism: Stegastes partitus (bicolor damselfish)
Lineage: Eukaryota; Metazoa; Chordata; Actinopteri; Pomacentridae
Product: retinaldehyde-binding protein 1-like
Exons: 8
Cellular component (GO): membrane
Molecular function (GO): phosphatidylinositol bisphosphate binding
Source: RefSeq, a predicted model, not a curated record
GCCACUCUCUGUUGCCCUCUCAUCCUGUCUGCUCAAGUGGUGGCUGCUGUGAGACGCUGCAACCAUGGCUGCUACUGGAACUUUCCGUAUGGUGUCAGAGGAGGAGCAGGCCAUGAGGGCAAAGCUGGAGCAUUUGACAGUGAAGGAUCAUGGGCCGGUGUUUGGGCCGUGCCACAAACUGCCUGGACACACUGUGCAGAAGGCAAAGGAUGAGCUGAAUGAAACAGAUGAGAGACGGGUGUCGUCACUGAAGGACCUGAGGACCAUGAUGAAGGACAGGGCAGCGGAGGGAGACGAUCUGGCCAAACUGGUGCUGGAGCGCUUCGGGGACACACCGGACUCCCUGCUGCUGCGCUUCCUCAGAGCCCGAAAGUUUGACAUCGUCAGAGCCCACGAGCUCCUGAAAGGUUACGUGCGCUUCAGGAAGGAGUAUCCGGAGCUGUUUGAGAACCUGACCCCCGAGGCGGUCCGCAGCACCAUCGAGGCCGGUUACCCCGUGGUUCUCCCCAGCAGGGACCGGUUCGGCCGCGUGGUGCUGCUCUUCAACAUCGACACCUGGGACCUGGAGGAGAUCACCUUUGACGAGAUCUUGAGAGCAUACUGUGUGAUCCUGGAGAAGCUGCUUGAGAAUGAAGAGACCCAGAUUAAUGGCUUUGUCCUGAUCGAGAACUUCCGAGGCUUCACCAUGCAGCACGCCUCGGGGAUAAAGCCGGCUGAGCUCAAAAAGAUGGUGGACAUGCUGCAGGACUCCUUCCCGGCCCGUUUCAAGGCGGUCCACGUCACCCACCAGCCCUGGUACUUCACCACCACAUACAACGUGGUCAAACCCUUCAUGAAGAGCAAACUGCUGGAGAGGGUCUUCAUUCACGGCGACGAGCUCGACAACUACCUCAAAGAAUUCGAUGCAGAUCUCCUACCUGCGGAUUUCGAUGGAAAAGGCCCCGUGUCUGACUAUCAAACCAUCGCCAACAAGGUCUUUGGCUCUGAAGACACUGCUCUCUGAAAGAACUAUUCAAGCCCAAGAAUAGAGUCCUCCACCUGAGAUGCUUCUUGUGUGAUCAGAUCAGAUACGUGGUCUAUUUUGGAGCUAGGUUGUUUUUUAUUGUUAUUACUCAAGGAAAAAAAAAAGUAUCUAGAGUUAGAAGCAGGGGAUGGUUUGCAAAUGAGAAAUGUGGUACAAAAGGAAAAGAAAAAGGAAGUUUAGAUAUCACAGAGAGAAUAACUGAUAGUUAACAUUUGUUACUUUGCAGCACUGACAUUCCUUGCUAUUGCAUGAGCGGAUCAAGAAUGAGAGAGUUGGUUAUGUGACGAUGUAGAUCACAACAAGUUUCUUUGCCCUAAAAAAAAAAAUCACAAGAACAGGCUCAUGCCUAAAACCCUGUCAGACGAAUUAAGUCGCUGCAGAUUCUGUGUAUUACGAGGGUGAAUUUUAGGUUUGCGUGCAGAGAGAAAACCGAUGAGGGAAAAGCCUGCAUUAGAGUAUUGUUUAAGGAGCGAGGUCCUCCUGAUGCAGUGCCUUGGAAACCGUCUCCACAGCCUUCUUUUCAGAUCUGACAGCAUCACAGAGCUGUGAUACUCAGAUGCCUGAAGUAACAUUAGCAUCCAUUGUGAAGUUUUGUGUUGGGUCGGGAAAUGUUCAAUAAAAUAGAUGUUUUUGUGUGUG